CGGUGGUUCGCCUGCUUCCUUUCCUUUCUCUGCGGCGGCGCGUCGUCUUCAUACAGUCACCACCGGCGCCGCCACCGCGCCUACUCCUUGUGCGCCGGCACCGGGAGGUAGUCAACAAGGCUCGGCAGCGGUACCGUAAAGUAGCAUGGAACCUCUUCAUCUCGUGCACGUCAAGAUUCUGGCUGCGGACCUUCUGUCCCUAACCGUGCAGCAGACUUCGCUGCCUUCCUUUCUUCGCCGUGGUCGUACGGUUACUCGUGCAGAGCUUGUUGGAAUUGUGGUCUCGCGUGACCGCAGGGACAAGUUCCUCCGCUUCUUGAUUGAUGAUGGCACUGGCUGUGUACCGUGUGUCCUAUGGUUGAACCACCAAUAUUUAAAUGCGAAUGCUUCCUCCGAGCUGUCAGAUUCCGAUCCUACCGCGGAGAUGGCAUUGAAAAUGUCAGAGGAGGUGCUUCUAGGCACUCUUUUGAGGGUCCGAGGAAAGAUUGUCAUGUACCGAGGUGCAAUCCAGAUUGCUGUGAGAGAUGUAGUUCUGGAGAAGGACCCUAAUGUGGAGGUGUUACAUUGGUUACAAUGUGUCCGCUUGGCCAAGGAAUGCUAUGAUCUGCCACCACCUUCCGCUCAAGGAAAACAGUGGCUCCUGUUCUUAGGCUUGACUCCUUUUCUUCCAAGCCAUUAUUGCUGCAAUGGUAAUACAGGUCAAGCUGCACCUAAAAGAAUAUAACCAGAAACAUUAUGGCUUCUGAGGAGCUGAGCAUUGUUCAAGCCAAGUGUGCAGGAGCAUCUAGUGAUGUCAUCACCUAUGGACAGAAAGAAGGAUCAACCUGUUGUAAUGUGGAACAAGCCGAAAUACUGAUGCAUAUUUUUUUUCCCUUGAAUUGGCAGGCGAGCUGCCCAUCAUUAAAUUUAGGAGGAACAAAAACCAAAGUGCAAACAUGAAGAGACAUAUUAUGACUGAUUGGUGAGAGGCAAAACCUUUUGCAGCCUUUUCUUCUGAGGUUUAUAAUGUUGGCAGUAUUACAAUUAUUGGCAUUGGCUGCAUCGUUUAUUAAUUUUUGUGUCUACAUGUGGUCCUCAAGGGCCCAAAAACUUAAACAAAACCAAGUCAGAUGAUCUUGUAUCCCCUUUUAGACUUUUAUUUACUGUUUUAUAUUGGAAUUCACAUUCACUGAAUGAUAUUUGCAAUGUUUUGUACUCAUUUCUGGAGGCUACUGUAUUUAAAUGCUGUUUGUUCCAGUAAAAAAUAUAUUCUGAUACUAUUACAAUACCAAAAGUUUAUAAUUUUGCAAACUAACUAAAUGUUGCUGACAGAUUUCCUAUCGCAAUCACCUUUGGCUUUUCCCUUUUUUGGAUUGUUUGAAAAAAAAGAAGUGCUAUCUUUCCCAGUUUGGAAACCCCUUGGAUCAAACAAAGAAACUAAGGCAAUCCGUGCGUCCUCUUUGGACAUGUGUUUCUUUGAUAAGAAAAAUUGUUAUUUCCUGUUAGCUAUAUAUUGCUUCUCCUUAAAAUUAUGGACCUAUCUUUACUUAUGCAGUUUUCGAGGUGGAGUCUGCUUAAAUUUUAGAACCUCCUUGGAUUUUUCAUAAGUCAUGACUCGUAAUUUCGACAAGAGCUGCAAAAUUGCAUGACUGAUUUUAUCCUCAAAGUAUCUGUUGCUCAAUUUGAGUUUGGCAUUCAGCUCUUAUUUUUGUCACAGCUGCAAGAAGAAUCCUGCAUUGUUCAAAGUAUUUUCUAUCCUCUCAUGGGCAAUGAGUUGUUCUUCCUCUAAAGACUACUUUUAUCUCAGCUAUACCAUUGUCUAGGACAACAUUCUUUCUUUACUAAAAGGACAACAUUCUUGGGUAGCUAGAAGUUACAGUAUGUAGUCACAACUUUAAGAAAACUCGUAUUCUUUAGAGGUCAUUGGAUAACUUUUGAUUCAGAAUGGACCCAUUGGGUUUGGAAAGUUGGUGCCUUCUGAUGAUUCCCACUUGCCUUUUCUCCUCUUCUCUCCUCCUGCUUUAUCCAUAGAGAUCUAAAUCUUUUGCAUCAGAAUCUGCUGAGACACCCAGAGGGAGGCAUAUCAAAAGAGGAGCUCACUAGUACAAUCAUUGCUCGCAACAUUCUUCAGUCACUUGGUUGAUUCCCUGCAUAGGCACUUCCCUACGGACUUCCUUUUUAGCAUGCCAUAGAGACAGCCCAUGUUAUUGUGUUGCUAGUAAAUUGUCCAGUAUUCUAUAUUGUCCCUUUCUAACAUAUUAAUAUGCCACUCACAUGCAUUCGGAAAUGUUGAUGGGAGAUCGCCAGCUGAAACAUGUAAGUUGUGCCAUCAGGUACACUUAAAAAUGAAUAUUAGGAUAAUAUAAUAUUUUCGGUUCUCUAUAUUUAUGUUCACAUAUGUAUGCCUGGUCCAUGAUUUCCCUUGAGGGAAUGUGCAUGUAUAGUAUGCUUGAGAUGAAUGAUGUGCUUGGUGUACCAUAAACAAGGCCAUGUUUGUUUACAUUUUGUACGUAAUUUCAGGUGUGGAAAUAAGCUCCAAAGGGGGACACACUCUCAUUACAUAUGAAGAAAUUGCUAUUGUUACAUUGCACCUAGGGGACUAAUAAACUUCCUUGGAUCUUAUGAUCUUUAAUUGUUUAGUACUCGGAAAAGUGGGAUGCCUGAAAAUUAAAUCAGAGAGCUGUUCAGGCCUGCAAUAUGGAAUCCACAAUAUAUAACAGCUUGUAGCAGCCUUCAAAGACAUGGUAGUGUCUGCCUUCCAUUAGUCGGGCUACAGGUUCCCCUGAUGGAUAUUUUUCUCGGGGCUACUAGGUUUGUCUUUUAAAUCAACAUUCCUCACUAGAUCAAACCGAUAUAUAUGUGUGUGGUCCAAGUCUUCAAGAAGUGUUAUGGCCUUGUUUACUGGAUAAGUUGAUGUAUGGAGCCCCAGUAUUGUACUAAUAUAAGAUGAUAGUGCAUCUGCCUGUGCUCUCGUGCUGAGAUGAAUGAGGUGGCUGCAGUGUGGCAGCACUAUUGGUGAUUUGGUUCAUCUGCACAUAAGAUGAUGCCCUUUGUUUAUUAAUGCAGAAACAUCUAAAUCUAGUGCUCA
This is a messenger RNA of Setaria italica (foxtail millet), 3067 nucleotides long. Its product is annotated as CST complex subunit STN1. Gene Ontology annotation, biological process: nucleotide-excision repair; double-strand break repair via homologous recombination; DNA replication. Gene Ontology annotation, cellular component: site of double-strand break; chromosome, telomeric region; DNA replication factor A complex. Gene Ontology annotation, molecular function: nucleic acid binding. The transcript has 6 exons. The record is from RefSeq and is a predicted model, not a curated record. Lineage: Eukaryota; Viridiplantae; Streptophyta; Magnoliopsida; Poales; Poaceae. The coding region runs from base 146 to 724 and encodes 192 amino acids.